Colias croceus (clouded yellow) is the source of this 1987-nucleotide messenger RNA. RefSeq lists its product as uncharacterized. Bases 350 to 1411 code for a protein of 353 amino acids. The record is from RefSeq and is a predicted model, not a curated record. NCBI's taxonomy places the organism in Eukaryota, Metazoa, Arthropoda, Insecta, Lepidoptera, Pieridae. The transcript is spliced from 9 exons.
AACGCUCGCGCGUAGCACUCACGUGGAACCCGCGUAGCGCGCCUACGAACACUCGGUGCCCAUUAAUCGUUCUAACUAUUGACUGUACAUAGUGUUUGUGAAUUGUUUAUUUGUUUCAUAUUUUUGAAUUGGAUACAUAUUAUUAGCGAUUCAUACAUGAUCACUUAAAGAGGCGCUAUGACAGGUCACGGACGGCACGACUAGCAAAUAACUCAAUUUCAGUAUGACGAGAAGGAAUUCAAUAUUUGUUUCGGCGUUUCCAAAAUGAAGGAGGGCACAGGAAGGGCGCGCGGGAGUUGUCUACACGUUCCCGCGACUUGACGUGUGAGGAGACGCUCACGAAAACAUAAUGGCUUCACAAUUCACCGCCAUACUAUUGUGGCUCGUGGGAAGUGUGCUUGGUCUUCGCGACAUACAGCUGAAUGUGCCAGACGCAGUUGGAGUAGGGUCCAGUGCUACAUUAGGGUGCCGUUGGGCGUUAGACACAGGAGAAGCCCUAUACACCGUCAAGUGGUACCACGGGGCGCAAGAAUUCUUCAGAUUCGUGCCCAAAGAACUACCAAAUACGAGAGUCUUCUCGCAAACUGGAAUUAGUGUUGAUAUAUCCAGAUCAGGAGCUCAGCAGGUGGUGCUGCGAGGGGCGACAAAGGGCCUCACUGGACGGUACCGCUGCGAAGUAUCGGCUGAUGCCCCUUUUUUCCACACCGUCUACAAAAGCGCUUACAUGCGUGUUGUUGAAUUGCCCGAGACGGAGCCAAUAAUUCGAGCACAAAAGAGCUGGUACUCCGUAGGGGAUAUGUUACGUGCGAAUUGCACCUCUCCACCGGCCGAUCCGCCUGCCAACCUCACGUGGCUUCUAAAUGGUUAUGAGGUAAAGGGUCUUGAUAUUCCUCCUCCGGAUAUGUCCUAUCAUCGGAAGCAAAAUGUUAUAAGUGACGCGUCAUUAGAAGACGCUAAUAGAAUUAUAUUCAGUCCUUGGGACACCUUCACCGGGUAUGAAGAUACUGUAACUCAAGAACCAAAUAUCAAUGUGAACAUAGCUGAGAGACAAAGAUAUGAGAGUACUACAGCUACACCCAAAUUUGAUACAAGUAGAAAUACAUCCUUUGAAGAGGAGAAAUCAAAUAAGACAUCUUCCUUCAGCCAGCUCGUUAUGAGAGUACAAUCGUCACAUUUUCACAAAGGUCGUUUGAAUGUGACUUGUGUGGCGCGGAUACUGUCGGUAUGGUCUGGCAGCGCUGUGCUGAUUCUGGACGAGGAGCGGCCGCAGAUUGCGCCGGUAAUGGGCAGUCGAGACUCCAAUUCUGGUGCCCGCCCAUUACCCAAAUUAAGCAUCUUCUUAGAAGUGAAUGCUUUAUUAUUUUUAUACCAGUGGAGAGAAAUGUGGAAAGACUCUAGAAAGUAUUUUUAAAUUUCAAUCAGUGUUAGACUUUUUUAAUAAAACCAUUUAUGAAUCCAAAUUUGUAGUUGACAUAAAAUAUAAUUUUUAUUUCUACUGUAUUGUGAAAAUAUACCUAUCUACAAUCUGUUACAAAAGUGGUGAAAAUUAAUUUCAGUGUAUACUUUAUUUCUAUUUUGUAGUCAAGAUUUGUACAAAAUGUGAUAUUUAAUAAAUACUCUCGUGUUGUAAAAUGAGAGAAUUAACUAUCUAUUGUCCUCACUUCACUUAAUAUAUUAUGUAUGUAUGUAGUAUGUAACACGAAGUGAGUAUAAACAUGUAAAUUAAAUUUAAUGUGGUGAAAAUUUAAUUUUAACUAUAAUCGAUAGUAUUUUGGUGUUAGUUGUGUAAUAUACAAUCAAAUUGUGCAGGUAUAUAAUUUUUAUCUGUAAGUAUUUUUAUUUGAAAGUAGUGAAUUUUAUACUUGUAUAUAAUAAUUAGUAUAAUAAUAGAUCGUGUAAGGAAAUAGUGAUGUUGUGCUUCACAUCCUCUAUGUAACUAUUAAUUGUUAUUGUAAUUUAUAAGUAUAAUAAAACUCUCUGUUUUUCA